GAUACUUGAGGCGCGAUCUGGGUCGACAGAAGCUGAGCUGUGUAAGAUCAUGGCGGAGCGCAGGAGACAUAAGAAACGUAUCCAGGAGGUGAGCAAGCCUACCAAGGAGGAGAAGGCGGUGGCCAAGUACAUGCGCUUCAACUGUCCCACCAAGUCCACCAACAUGAUGGGCCAGCGAGUGGACUACUUCACCGCAUCCAAGGCGGUGGACUGCUUACUGGACUCCAAGUGGGCCAAAGCCAAGAAGGGCGAGGAAGCGGUCUUCACCACCAGAGACUCAGUGGCCGACUACUGCAACAGACUCCUCAAGAAGCAGUUCUUCCAGCGAGCGCUCAAAGUGAUGAAGAAAAAGGCUGAGAAGGAGCCCAAGGCUGAGAAGGAGCCCAAGGCUGAGAAGGAGCCCAAGAAGGAGAAGGAGCCCAAGAAGGAGAAGAAGUCCAAGGGUGACAGUGGUAAGGAAGAAGACAAAAAGGGGAAGAAGGACAAAGACAAGAAGAAGGAGGUGGCAGACUCUGGCGAAGCCAAGAAGGACAAAAGCGACGAAAGCCCCAAGAAGAAGAAGGAGGUGAAGAAGAAGUUCAAACUGGAGCUGCACGAGGACCAGCUCUUCCUCGACGGAAACGAGGUGUACGUGUGGAUUUAUGACCCUGUCCCCUUCAAGACAUUCGCCAUGGGGCUGAUCUUGGUGAUUGCCGUGAUCGCCGCUACGCUCUUCCCGCUAUGGCCCGCGGAGAUGCGCGUGGGGGUCUACUAUUUGAGCGUGGCCGCCGGAUGCUUCGUGGCCAGCAUUCUGUUCCUCGCCGUCGCUCGCUGCAUACUGUUCCUGCUCAUCUGGCUGCUGACCGGCGGGCGUCACCACUUCUGGUUCCUACCCAACCUGACGGCCGACGUUGGUUUCAUCGACUCCUUCCGCCCGCUCUACACGCACGAGUACAAAGGACCGCGAGGCGCCAGCAAGAAGUCCAAAGACAACAAGGACGGCGACGCAAGCCAGGCCCGCAAGUCAGACAGUGACGACAACAAGUCAGACAGCGAGAAGAAGGACGACGAUGAGGAGGAGGACGACGAAGACGAUGACAAGGAGCGUAAAAGCGGCGAGGAGCAAGAGGAGGAGGAAGAGCGACACUCGGACACAGACAGCGAGCGCAAGGAAGAGGAAGGAUCGCAACACAGCAACGGCAACGACUUUGAGAUGAUCACCAGGGAGGAACUGGACCAGCACACGGAAGAAGACGAAGACGAGGAAGACAAAGAGAAAGAAGAGGGCAAAGAGACUCAAGUGGAAGCGGCUCAAUCAUAAACUAACAAAAAAAAAAAAGAUCCCAUCACCCUCGACUGACUUCUUGCCCCCACGCGAGCUCAUCUGCCAUCCUUUCCUGCGUCAAUUUCACUUUCGGGUUUCAAAACUUUGUGGAUUUUCCAAAUAGGAAACGUUUCACAAGAAUUAAUGGGAAUAAACCGGGAAUUUAUCAAAUUGAUGUUUGGCUCCUAUUAGGAAACUUUAAAUAUAGUUAGGGGGGAGAUGGUGCAAUUAAACUAAGGUAAUGCCCUCGCAUGUGGGCAAGGAGAGCUAUCAGUUGUAGAUGUCUGCUUAUGACAGAGCAAUUUAAAUAUACGCUUGAAUGUGAUAGCUUUCCAUUCAUUCCAUUUAGUUCUGCUCAAUUUUCAUGAAGUUAACCGUUUGGAAUACACCAUUUCCAAAAUUCCCCAUCUUAAAUUCCCCGGGAAAUUUGAUGUCACCCCUAAAAAAAAAAAGAACGCGAAACAUUCACACAUUUGUACCGCCUUUUUUGGUGUCAUCGCAGCCCGCAUCCCAAUGUGAUGGAGAGGGACCAAACUUAGUUUUUAAAGGAACUUAAAAAGGCACUCAGAAUUUCGCCAAGGUGAACUUGAUUUUUAUUUUUUGGUGCACGCACGCUUGGUCAACAAGAUCGCAGUCUAGUUUCAAAGUUCAAGUCAAGGUUCAAAAUAGAAGGUGCCAAACAACGCAAUGAGUGUAGUUCACAAACGAGAGCACAGUGUGAAAGUGUUGACGAGGAUCACAUUCUGAAAUGUAUCAUUUAGAUUUGAUCAAGGAGCAGUAGGGACACACAAAACAAAUGUAAACCACAAUUAGGAUUAGGUUUAAGCAUCUUUCGUUUCCUGGAAAAAAAAAAUUCUCAGAGACAAAGUAACGGUGUCAUUAUUUAGUUAUUCGGUGUGUCUCUCCCACUCCUUGGUAGUAUUUGGAUCUAUGAGCUAUAAUUAUGCAUACCGUGUUUGCAGUCCAUGUAACUGCCUCUUUGCGUCUUCUCCAUUAGGAGGUUUUAAAUAUAUAUAUAUAGAUAUAUAAAUAUUCCUCUCCCUGCCACUGUGUUUAUUUAGUUUUUAUAUGACUGUCAACGUAACAGUAGAAAUGUCCCCAUCGGCUGCUUUUUCGUCCUGCCCUUUUAAUUUAUUUCACUCACUAUUCUUUUUUACUAUUUCCCAUUUCAUGUAGUCAUCUUUUGUCUCCCUCCACUUGCUCUUGUACAAUAUGGUCUAUAUAUGACAUAAAAAUGACUUAUCGCACAUUACAGCGGGCGAGUGGAAAGUUGUGGAUGUCAAUGCUCUCUCUUGUGUCCUCUGACCGCCGACAGUUGUUCACAUUUGAUUCUCAUGCAAUAUUGGAGGAUAAUUUAAU
Syngnathus acus (greater pipefish) is the source of this 2662-nucleotide messenger RNA. RefSeq names its product SEC62 homolog, preprotein translocation factor (gene sec62). Lineage: Eukaryota; Metazoa; Chordata; Actinopteri; Syngnathiformes; Syngnathidae. The record is from RefSeq and is a predicted model, not a curated record. Gene Ontology annotation, cellular component: endoplasmic reticulum membrane; endoplasmic reticulum. The transcript has 8 exons. Gene Ontology annotation, biological process: post-translational protein targeting to membrane, translocation. The coding region runs from base 50 to 1300 and encodes 416 amino acids.